Triplophysa dalaica is the source of this 2327-nucleotide messenger RNA. RefSeq names its product calcineurin-like EF-hand protein 1 (gene chp1). The record is from RefSeq and is a predicted model, not a curated record. The transcript is spliced from 7 exons. Gene Ontology annotation, molecular function: calcium ion binding. Lineage: Eukaryota; Metazoa; Chordata; Actinopteri; Cypriniformes; Nemacheilidae. The coding region runs from base 241 to 828 and encodes 195 amino acids.
UCACUCAGAUUGUUCUUCGACCUGUGUUUAGCUUAGCUUCGCUAAACUCUACCUUCAAUGGUCCAGUUUUGAUUUAGACCACCUUUAAUCCGGUUAAUUUUAUAGACAGGCGCGAAGUAAAGCCGGACGAACACGUGUGAGCGCUGACAGUUCACGUCAUAUCUUUAAAGGAGGGUUUUUUAUAGGUUAGCGGUGAGUUUAUGUGUUAGCUUGAGCUGAUCUUCAGUCAGAACUGCAAUCAUGGGCUCCAGAGCUUCAUCUUUACUGAGAGAAGAAGACAUUGAGGAAAUAAAGAAAGAAACUGGAUUUUCCCACAGUCAGAUCACUCGUCUCUACAGCCGCUUUCACAGUCUGGAUAAAGGAGAGAAUGGAGCGCUCAGUCGAGAAGACUUUCAGAGGAUUCCUGAGUUGGCCAUAAAUCCUCUUGGUGAUAGGAUAAUUAAUGCCUUCUUCCCAGAGGGUGAGGAUCAGGUGAACUUCAGAGGAUUCAUGAAAACGUUGGCUCGUUUCCGUCCAGUGGAAGACAACGAGAAAAACAAAGGCCCACCUUCAGGCGAGCCUCUCAACAGCAGGAUGAACAAACUGCUCUUUGCUUUCCGGUUAUACGACCUGGACAGAGACGAUAAGAUCUCCAGAGAUGAGCUGCUGCAGGUGCUUAGGAUGAUGGUGGGGGUGAAUAUUUCGGAUGAGCAGCUGGGCAGCAUUGCAGACCGAACGAUCCAGGAGGCGGACACUAAUGGAGACAUGUGUAUCUCCUUUACUGAGUUCACUAAGGUGUUGGAAAAAGUGGAUGUCGAGCAGAAGAUGAGUAUCCGCUUUCUGCAUUAAAGGCCGAACAAUCCUACACGCUGAUUGGACAAUAUCCGUGUCAGUAUAAAUAAGACACACCCCCUGACUCUACUCCCUGUGGGCUGAUUCGCCCUUCACGCUGGUCUCUCAGCCAAUGUUAAUCGCAGUGUUAAACGUGAUCACUGUUAUUUCUCAGAUCAGCACUCGCUCUUUAUCUUGGGUUACUUUGGGACUAAAGGGAGUGUCCCGAUGCCUUCAUGUCACAGAAAUGUCUUUUCUCUCGUAUUUUAAAAUUGUAUUUAUUUCAGAUUUAAGUUGAUAGAUGUCAUUGAUAUUGGCUGAUGUAAUGUACCAAUGAUGUCAUGUUUCGCUCACUCUAAUCGACAUCUUAAAUGCCAAAUUUUGAUGCUUCUGUAUAAAAUGUGUUCUUGAGAAUUUCCGAAAAGAAGCGGCUAUUCUUUGAUUUUGAUGGAAGUCAAGCAUAUCUUACACACCGUUGUAGCUUUUUAACAGAGUGGAGUGAAAGUCAGCACAGGAAAUGGCUUAACAACUUCUGAGCUCAAGAAACGAAGACCAAUCUUGGCGUUGUACGUCUUUAAAAAGAGUGAUUGUGUGCAUAUUUCCUUUUGAACAUUAAGCCUGAUAUUGCAGUCUUGUUCUGGGAAUUCCAAUGUGGCCAACCAUAAAAACAAUGAAAACUCUUGCACACAUUCAUGGUUAGGUGGUUUGCAAUUAAAUGAGUACAUGAAUCUACAGAUAUUAAUAGUACUUUAAUUCGAGAAGAGGCGUAUUGUUUUUCGGGGGGGGGUUAGUUUUCUGCCAUUUUUAAUCCCAUAGAUUUGCAUUUACAAAGAGAGACCUGACUCAUAUUUAGGGACCAAAACAUUUAUUUUACUUGGUACAAUGAACAAACCACAUGGCAGCAGCAUAUGUUGCUUAGAUCACAGCGACCAUUUACAUUUUUCUUAGUCUUUUAGAUGCCUCUGGCACAGAAAUAACACAUAUUUAUAGCUCCAUUGUAGUCCAGUGAUUUCAUGAAACCAAACAACAGUUUUGUGUUUGCGUAAUAUCCGUGAUUUGUUUGAAGUGUAAAGUGUUCCAUGAGAAGUCAAAACAGUUCCCAUAUUAAUUUCCAACAUGUUUGUGCUGUCAGGCUCACAGCCUGGGAUGAUCUGAACUGUUGUGGAAACGAUAGUCUGCUGCAUUUUUUUCCGCUUUUUGUGUUUGCUUUAUAUGAGCAAAAUCAAAGUUGUGUGCGUCUGUGUGUGUCCUCUGUGGAUUUAGGCACUGUUGAUUAUCUGAUCAUAUGAUAAUAAUGAAAUCUAUGAAUCAUUUACAGGUACUUGAAAUAAAGUGCAGCAUUUCUUGCAGAUUCUUGUUGAAAAACUGAAUUCUCAGUUUGAAUUGUAGUUUCACAGCUUUAUGGACUGGCAGAAAAAAUAUAAAAGAUUAAUGAGCUAAUCGAACACUUGCUAUGUGAAGUCUGUGAUGUGUCAUGUAUGAUUGUCAUUCAAAUAAAAACAAGCGCCAUGAAAUGA